AUGGGGAACCCCAAAAAACACACAAAUGCUCAGGGGGCAUCCAGCAAGACGCCUACCGUGAAAUCCAGUACUUUUACGCGGUAUUUCAAAGACGCGACGGCCCGCGAGGACGAGGCCGCAAAUUCCAAUAUGGCGGCGGAAUCGGCACCAUCAAGCCCGGCACCAUCAGAGGGCUCAUGCGGUACCCUCACACAGGCAACAGAUCCUGACAUAAAAGAUUUGCUGAGGAACCUGCCCUCCAAAGCAGACAUGGCCAAUAUGAUUGGCAGAUUAGAAGCAGCUCUGCAAUCUAAAAUCGACGCCAUGGGCACAGACAUACAACAAGUAAGUCUUAAAGUUACAGACUUGGAAGAAGAAGAAAAGGAUGUAAUGCAGGCCCAGAUUGUAAAUAAUGCCUCCACAUUAGAAUCACAAGCUAUGACCUUAUCCUCUAUGCAGAGGCAGCUAGACGAUUUAGACAAUAGGAGCAGGAGAAAUAAUCUGAGAAUAAGAGGCCUUCCUGAAACGCAAGGGGAAGAUCUGAUGGCUAAUCUGAAAGAAUUAUUGAAUCUUAUACUGGGGGACCCUGUGGAUAACCCAAUAUUAAUGGAUAGAGCUCACAGAUCACUGCGCCCUAGAGGAGCAACAGCUGAAGCCCCAAGGGAUGUAAUCUGCAGGCUCCAUUACUUCUCAGUGAAGGACACCAUUCUCAGGGCCCUCAGAGAAACAUCCCAACCUCUUAUGUACCGCGAAAAUCACAUACAAAUUUUUCCAGACCUAUCGUGGUUCACGCUACAAGCGAGGCGAGCACUAAAACCAAUCACAGAGCUAUUACGCAAUCGCAACAUGAAAUACAGGUGGGGAUAUCCAUUCGCACUGAUUGUUAACCACAAAGGAGUGAUGCACUCCAUAGCUUCACAUCUGGAUGUAAAACCAUUCCUGAGAGCUCUGGAACUGCCAAACACCAACAUCCCGGAUUGGUAUGCACCUCAACCAAACCAAGAUUCUUCUAUACUACCCCAAAGACAAAGAUGGACUACCCCCGCCAAGAAAAGAAGGACCGACCAAAGACCCUUCUCCCCCAGGAGCAGAAUGAUGGGGAACCAAAGAGAUGA
Pelobates cultripes (western spadefoot toad) is the source of this 1094-nucleotide messenger RNA. The record is from the annotation of a GenBank genome assembly. NCBI's taxonomy places the organism in Eukaryota, Metazoa, Chordata, Amphibia, Anura, Pelobatidae.